Messenger RNA from Liolophura sinensis, 1032 nucleotides. RefSeq lists its product as uncharacterized. The coding region runs from base 1 to 1032 and encodes 343 amino acids. The record is from RefSeq and is a predicted model, not a curated record. Lineage: Eukaryota; Metazoa; Mollusca; Polyplacophora; Chitonida; Chitonidae. The transcript has 6 exons.
AUGACCCCUUUGCCCUUAAAAACUACCUUCCUGUUUGGCAACAAAGUGUCCAGUAUGAGUCACGUGUACAAGGCUCAAAGCGCUCACUUUCAUUGCGCUUGUCCGAAGUUAGCCGGCCAUGGUCGCUUGGUGGAACCGCCGUCUAGGUCAAGUAUGUGGCGCUAUGGUUACGACACGCCCAUUAACUACAGUGACAACGAGCUCUCGUGUGGAGGAUACUGGGCUCUGUGGCGAAAACACCGAGGGAAGUGCGGCGUGUGUGGCGACGAAUGGGACGCUCCGCGCGAAAAUGAGGCCGGUGGAAAGUAUGCCUCUGGCAUUAUCACUCGCCAUUACAAUCCAGGGGAAAUAAUUCUGGUCAAGGUAGAAAUCACAGCCUUUCACUCUGGCUGGAUGGAGUUCCGGCUGUGUGAAAAUAACGAUGUUAACGAGCGAGCCACCGAGGAGUGUUUUCAGAAGCACUUACUGCGUUUUACCGAGGGGCAUACGACGAGGUAUCAUUUCAAACCUCACGAAGGCAAAGGGAUGUAUACCUUCCGGUUACAGUUACCUCACGAGGUUUCAUGCAGCCAGUGUAUCCUAAGAUGGCGGUACCACACGGGAAACAGUUGGGGAAUCAGCAACACUGGCAUCGGGUGUAUGGGAUGCGGUGAGCAGGAGGAAUUCUUCGGCUGUUCGGACAUUUCUGUCUCUUAUGGCAUUCCCACGCCUACGUACGAAAAUAAGUAUGACGUCAUUAACAUUAUUCACCAGGGGCAGCUAACUCCUUCAAAGACUCACGAGAAUUGGUACUCCGUUGAGGAAGAAGAGGACUACCAGUAUUCGACGUAUCCACCGACAACUUUUCCUCCGUCGACAUCGAAGACCUACGAAACGACGGAGGUGAAAUCGACGUGUCACGCUGUGGGACUGUGGCUUGGCUCUGAGUCGUUUGAUUGGCUGAUGGAUUUCAAGAAGUUUGUCGCUGACAGACGUAUUCUCGUCACGGUUUUUUCGGUUGCAGAAAACAACCUCAGAAACGGCAGGUGUUGA